UAGAUUUUUCUUAGAAUAUAAUAUUUGGAAAUAGUUACAUGUUAUGUAAUAUUUACCUUGAAAUGGUUUGAUAUUGACAUACAACACAUUUGUUGUACAUUGUAUUACAGUGCCAGUAUUGACUUUGUUGGGUAGGGGCAGGGACAAUAAACAGACAUUUCACUUCUCAAAAAUGUGACUGGGCUUUGAUGGAGCCCUCAACAGGAUGAGAGGCACUAAACAGACCAGAGUAGUUAAUAGAAAUCUAAUCUCACUUCCUUUACUCUGGCUGAAUGAGCACCACUUUUGUCCUCCGUAGCAAUUGCCAAGUGGUAAUUUACAGUCAUGUUGUGUAUUUCUGGCCAUGUUUUGAUAAUAUAACAGGAUUUCAUGCCCUCUUCUCUGUCACAAGCUACGUCCCGUAACUGUCGAACCCAAGAAACAACGGCCUCUCCUGAAGAGGAUCACAGCUGGACUGGCAAAGCUAUUUUGCUUCCCGUGCAAGAAAUGAAGCAAAUAGUAUUACUUACAAGAUAAUAUGCCUCUGAUAGGGAUUGAUUUUGUUAGUGUCCAAAAUGGUAUCUCUCUGUAUCUCACUUAUGUUGCACAUUAAUUCCCAUUUGGAUGAAUGCUGGGAACUGGUACAAUCUCACCAGACUGUUCACAACUUUGAGGUCAUGCUUAUAGGCCACCUGGUUGAUCUACACAAUAUCCUCAGACAGGUUUUCAACAUGUUACAAGGUGAAGGAAAUGCAGACAAUGGGGUUUAGAAGACGGAUGCCAUAAUAGCAGCAGGCACAAGUCUAAUUCAACCUAAAUUUGUCAAGUCCGUCAUUAUUCAUUGUGGUAACAGGGCAACAGUAUGAUUCAAGUCAUUUUCAGCUGUGAUUUAUAUGAUAUGUGACUACAAGAUGAAGAUGUAUGGGGGUUGACAACAACACAGGCAUCAACAUUUCUUCCUGAACAUUGUCUAAAAUGCACAAUUGAAUCAAGAAGCCUGGAGAUGUUUUGAGUUUCACGGGAGAUGUUCUGUCGGGUCAAUCGGAGCCAUAGAUUGCCUGCUUUGGAUCAACUGGCUGAGGACAAAUUCCAUAGGUUGGGCAGUGUCCAGUGCUAUAGCACUACAUGCUGGCAUGAGGACAGCCCCUUGUCUGACAGUGAAGAUGAGUGGCAGCAUUCUGAUUGGUUGGGUGAAACCACUUCUGUUCAGACCUGGUCUUCUUAUGACGUAUCCACUGCCUCUCCCAGUUCUGGAGCUCCCCACCUGACUCCCAUCCCUAAUGGUCAAAUGACAGAUGACACAAGGUCUUUGGCCCCUCUGAGCCCCGACUGGCCACUGUUCAUGACCUGGGAUCCCCGUUCUCCAUUGGCUGGCAGAUCACUGAUGUCUACCAAAGAAAUCAGUGAUCUUGUGGUCCCAUUUUCUGGAGAGGAUAACAAAUCCCUGGCUUCUGCCAACCCUGUGGAGGACUCCUGUCUGAAGCCCAGCAGUGACACAUUUCUGAACAAUCUGGCCAGGAAUCAGAGUCAGGCCCAUGGACGGGACAUGGCAACCACACAGCGUGUGAUGAAGAACACUGGAUACUGGGAUUUGGCCAACACCAGCCAUACCCAUCGCAUAGUGCUGGUUGCCCCCAUUCAGAAUCCAGCUGAUCAGGUAGAAGAGUGUCCAGAAGAAGGCAGGUCCCUAUACAGCCUCUCCCUGACAGAAUCAGAAGUUGGUCAAUCAAACUCCUGUAACCUUCUGUCUCUUGGUGAAGAUGGAUCUUUCAGUGGGGACUCUAAUGAUGACCUUUUUGAUAACCUCUCUGCUGAAGAUGUAAUCAUACUUCCUGAUGAACCAAUGAGGCAGAGGUCCACAGUGUACCCUGACAUCCCCACACCUCCCACUGAGUGGGACUUAAGCUACCUGGACCAGGAUGAGCAGAGCCUCCAAGACUUCAGCAAGGAGGGCGGUUGUCUGCAGAAGACCACCAAAUACCAGACAGGUGGAUUUCUGCAAGCCUUGAAGGAGAAGUGUUUGUUCUCUGGGAGAAAGCAAGCCAUUGAUUUGGAGGAGAGGCCUCAGACAACGAUUGGUAAUGUGAGAAGCCUGGAGGCCCACCAGUUUCAUGGGGAGAUGUUCUGUCAGGUCAAGCGGAGCCAUAGAUUUCCUGCUUUGGAUAAACUGGCUGAGGACAAAUUCCAUAGGUUGGGCAGUGUCCAGUGCUAUAGCACUACAUGCUGGCAUGAGGACAGCCCCUUGUCUGACAGUGAAGAUGAGUGGCAGCAUUCUGAUUGGUUGGGUGAAACCACUUCUGUUCAGACUUGGUCUUCUUAUGACGUAUCCACUGCCUCUCCCAGUUCUGGAGCUCCCCACCUGACUCCCAUCCCUAAUGGUCAAAUGACAGAUGACACAAGGUCUUUGGCCCCUCCGAGCCCCGACUGGCCACUGUUCAUGACCUGGGAUCCCCGUUCUCCAUUGGCUGGCAGAUCCUUGAUUUCUUUGGUAGACAUCAGUGAUCUUGUGGUCCCAUUUUCUGGAGAGGAUAACAAAUCCCUGUUCUCUGGCAACCCUUUGGGGGACUCCUGUCUGAAGCCUACCAUUGACACAUUUCUGAACAAUCAGGCCCAUGGACGGGACAUGGAAACCACACAGGACGAGAAAGGCAACAAGGAAGUGAAACAAAGCAUUUCCAGCCAGCAGGAGAGUGAGGGCAGUGAGGUUGUGGUUGCUCAGAAGAAAGGCAAAAAGAGUCUGAGGAAGAGGUUUCUUCAGUGGCUGCAGCGUAAACUUAGACGCAAGUUUGCUUGAUGACCACAGAAAGCCGGAACUUCCAGAAAACCUCCCUACCAACCUUAGCCUGACUGACUCCUCUAGACUGUUAUCAACAUACCUACAAACACAAACCAAUACUCACACAACUAAUAACUACACAUUUACUUACCUCCCCAACCUCCAACUAACCUUCGGUCUACCUAUCCACCCACACAUUAGAACAUACAAUCACCCACCAGGUCUAAUUAGAUUUAAUCAAAUUGUGAUUGUGCAGUUGACAUUCCAAGCAGCCUAGCAAAGUUCUAUAUGAAGCAAAACUAACAGUCUUUCUUAGAUAUUUAAGAAUAUCAUGCUGUAGUAAAACUACAGCAUAACAUGGCACCCAUAUAUAUGACUACAAUCCAUAACAUUGCAUAACACUGAGUUGAACCUAAAAUGACAUUGUAUACAGGCCGGCUCUUUGCAUAAGCAAUAUAAACGGUCACUUAGGGCUCCUGACUGCUAGGGGGCCUCUGACUGAUAGGGGAGAGGGGUCCCCAAAUUAUGGAAUGGAUUUUGGAAGGGGACAAAUACAAAAACUGAAUAGGAUUAACAUGAACAGUCACAUCUGCCCUAUCUGAAAUAAACACUUUAACCUACCAACAUGAACAUGCCAAUUAUAUUGGGGUGACAAAUUAUCCUUCCUUUAACAUUGUGGGACUUUGUGGGGGGGACGUGUCCCCUCAAACCCCCUGGGAAUUUAACCCCUGGGUGGGGAACAUGCCAAGUCUUUUAUGCCCCCUGAAGUAAAAGUGACUCUACCAUGUUCUCUUUACCACUGAUUUACUCUAUGCAGCUGUAGAACUGUCUGAUAUCUGUCUGAUAUACAAAAUCUUUGGAGCCUGUUUAGAGGAAAGAGGCUUUGAAGCGUCCUCUUCAGGCCUGAUAAAGUGUCUCCAACUUUAGUUUGUUUGUCAUUUGGACCCCCAUCUUUUGAGAAAAGGACAUUAUGAAAUGAUAAA
Molecule: messenger RNA, 3738 nt
Organism: Esox lucius (northern pike)
Lineage: Eukaryota; Metazoa; Chordata; Actinopteri; Esociformes; Esocidae
Exons: 8
Coding region: 1004-2773 (589 amino acids)
Source: RefSeq, a predicted model, not a curated record